GUGUGUGUGUGUGUGUGUGACAUCACCGUGGGGAGGUGUGGAGAUGGUCAUAGCAGAGGCGGAUUACACUGCGGGGCUGCUGUUUUGCUGGAAUUAUAUGACACUUUUAAAGCCCUGUUAACAUGCUGAAGCUGUGGGGAGCACUGGUCUGCCAAAUGGCAAUAAAUAUCACCUGCCACAUCGUCAAAGCCAAUGUGUGCCUUGGAGGUCAGGACAUCUUUGCAACAGUCAGAGAAAACAGUCCACCUGGGGAGUUUGUCGCAAACCUCAGCAUCGCUAAAGACCCAGGAGCCAAUAGCAUCCGUUUGUGCCUCACUGGAGACAACGCUGAUUGGUUCUACCUGGAGGCGAAAUCCAUCAGACUCAACACAUCUUUUUCAAGAGUGCUAGAUCGGGAGGUCCAAGGGCCUGUUUUAAUUGCAGCAUUAACAUGCUAUGAAGACGACGCCAUACAGAGUGAAUACAGGAUUGUGGUGGAGAUCCUGAAUGAAAAUGACAACCUGCCAGCCUUCUCGGAGCGGACCGCCCAGCCCUUUGACGUAAGCGAGCUGACGGCAGUGAACACCGUCAUAUUCACCGUGCAGGCCAGGGACGCGGAUAAUGACACCAUUGCGUAUGUCAUAGACGCAUCAUCGACUGAUGCCAGCUUUUUCAAAAUAGACCUGCCUAAGAGUGGGAAGGUGGCGCUGGCUCAGCCUCUGGACUACGAGACUAAAACCAGGCUGCAGUUCACCGUUUACGCCGUGGAGAUGAACACCGAGGAGAGGUACAGCGCCACGGCCAACAUAACGGUGAAUGUUGUGGACGGGGACGACCAGUACCCCCAGUUCCAGCCCUGCACCGUUCCCUCUCAGGAAGAGACGCCCCUCGUCUGCACCAGUCCCGUGUACGUGGUGAACGUCACUGAGAAGGAGCAGGACACCAUCUUAUAUUUUUCUCCUGGUCCAAUUCACGCCGAGGAUGGGGACAGGGGUCUGAUGACCCCAUUGGUGUACACCAUCCUGUCAGGUGCGGACAACGGCAGGUUUCGCAUUGACAACGAGACCGGGGAGGUGGUGCUGACACAGCGAGUGGAGAACAGACUGCUGACCCCCAACCUCAGACUGAGGAUCAUGGCCUCCCAGCGGGACGACCCAAAGAAGUACGCCGUGGCGACGGCGCUGGUCCGGGUCCUGGCCGAGAACCGCUUCCCGCCCCGGUUCAACAGAACCGCCUACCGGGGCUUCGUCACGGAGAGCGGGAGCCCGGCCGCGCUGGUCUCCACCUACGGGGACGCGGCGCUGGUCAUGCAGGCUGUGGACAGAGACUUCGGAGACGGAAUGAAUCCGAAGAUCCAUUACUCUCUGAGGCCAAAGUCCCACAGCACGGGUCUCUAUCAAAUCACACAGGAAGGACUGAUCAUCGCCAGAGCCAAUCAGCUGCGAGCUUUUGACAAACACCUCCUCGAGGUGCUUGCGACAGACCAGGAAUCGGGAGAGGUGGUGAACGCCUCCGUCAGCAUUGAGGUCCUGCGAAAAGGCCGACCAGCCCCCCUGAGCCCGUUUGGCGAGGGGCGCCUGUACGGAACGGUGGCGGUGGGCGCGGGCGUGGCCGGGGGCCUGGUGGGCGUGGUCGUGCUCCUGCUGGCGGUGGUGCUCUGUCUGAUCCGGCAGCUGGCCCGGGCUCAGCGGCGGCGGCGGGAACCGGGGGGGCUGGCCCCAGCAGCGGCGGGAAAACUGCCCAACGUGGUCAACCACAGAGGGGCCACGCCUCUCAGGGACGAACUGUCCUAUCACAACGAGGCAUUCGCCUCAUGUGACGCGGCGAGCUCCGUCCUGCAGGGCAAGCACGGAGUGUACACUCGAAAGGGAUCGCUGGCGCCCGCGUGGAGCGCAAACAGGGACGAGCCCGCCCCCCAGGACGAGCCUCCGCCCCUCCCGGUCCCGGACUCGCUACCCAGAGGAGCGACGACGUCCAUUAUGACCGACGGGAGGACGGCGAACAAAUCGGUCCCCAAAACCGUCUCGUUUCGGGACGAGGACGGGGCGACCCCGGAGAACGGGCCCGGCCUGGCGCGGGUUCGGGGGGAGCCGACGCAAGCAAACGCCCAGGGGGACGGCGCGGCGCGGUCGCCGCGGGAACCGCUCCUCGGCCAAUCAAACGAAAUGGGAAAGGCGGCGGUCGGGGGGCGCAGGAAGGACCAAUCAGACGGGGCAAAACAAGGCGGUGAGGACACGCCCCUAAAGAGGUUAAAAGAACCAGCGGGCAGCGGUGAUAAUGACAGCAAUGAGGAGAUUGAGGUCCCAGAGAACCCAUACAAGCUAUGAAUAACGCAUGAGGAGAGACCAGCGGAUAAUGGGUGGCACACAGAAGCAGCAGCAGUAAAGAUCAGGACCGGAGAAUCUGGCUAAAAUGACACACAGUCAGACGGUGCCUUGUGGGGAGAAAUCUCUUCCUUUCCUCCGGAAGACGCGUUAUUGAAAAAACACCAAAAAAUAAAAAUCGACCAGGACACUGCUACAAUGCAGGCUAGGCUUUAUUUGUUUGUUUUUUUGUUGAAGAUACAUAAAAUUCUGAUUGCAUUGUACAUAAACUGUAUUUCAUGAAGCCAAGGUACUGUGUAUAUGGACAAUCAUUUCAGAAAUGUUUAUACAUAAUGUUAAAAUAAUUAGUCUGACCUCAACAUUGCUAAUCCUCCAGUGCAUGUUCACGCAUUUCGAACAGCAAGUAUUCUUAAAAGCAAAAAGGAACACUGUCAAAGACAUCGUUUGCUCGAAGAUUUGUGCGAUGAUAUCAACAGCCUUAAUGUCGUCACAUUUCAUUCAAUUUAAAAUGUAAAUGUCAUAUAAACGUAAUUGCAUUA
Molecule: messenger RNA, 2842 nt
Organism: Anguilla anguilla (European eel)
Lineage: Eukaryota; Metazoa; Chordata; Actinopteri; Anguilliformes; Anguillidae
Product: cadherin-related family member 5-like
Exons: 15
Coding region: 123-2306 (727 amino acids)
Biological process (GO): adherens junction organization; calcium-dependent cell-cell adhesion; cell morphogenesis
Cellular component (GO): catenin complex; membrane; adherens junction
Molecular function (GO): calcium ion binding; cadherin binding
Source: RefSeq, a predicted model, not a curated record